Pygoscelis adeliae (Adelie penguin) is the source of this 1753-nucleotide messenger RNA. RefSeq names its product uracil-DNA glycosylase (gene UNG). Gene Ontology annotation, biological process: base-excision repair, AP site formation via deaminated base removal; base-excision repair. Lineage: Eukaryota; Metazoa; Chordata; Aves; Sphenisciformes; Spheniscidae. The transcript has 5 exons. The record is from RefSeq and is a predicted model, not a curated record. Gene Ontology annotation, cellular component: nucleus; mitochondrion. The coding region runs from base 1 to 600 and encodes 199 amino acids. Gene Ontology annotation, molecular function: uracil DNA N-glycosylase activity.
AUGGCGUUCGUAGCAGAGGAGAGGAAACGUUACACGGUCUACCCGCCCCCCAACCAAGUCUUCACCUGGACGCAGAUGUGCGACAUCAGAGAUGUAAAGGUUGUCAUUUUGGGACAAGAUCCAUAUCAUGGACCUAAUCAAGCUCAUGGGCUCUGUUUCAGUGUCCAGAAGCCUGUUCCACCUCCCCCCAGUUUAGAAAAUAUCUACAAAGAACUGUCUACGGAUAUUGAGGACUUCACUCAUCCUGGUCAUGGUGACCUAACUGGCUGGGCCAAGCAAGGAGUGCUGCUACUCAACGCUGUUCUAACGGUGCGAGCUCACCAGGCCACCUCCCACAAGGAGAGAGGCUGGGAGCAGUUCACAGAUGUGGUGGUGUCCUGGCUCAACAAGAACUUGCACGGGGUUGUCUUCAUGCUGUGGGGAGCCUACGCCCAGAAGAAAGGCAGCUCCAUUGACAGGAAACGCCACCACGUCCUGCAGACGGUUCAUCCCUCGCCUCUCUCUGUCAACAGAGGGUUUUUUGGCUGUCGGCAUUUCUCGAAGACAAAUGAAUUGCUCAAGAAAUCCGGCAAGAAGCCCAUUGACUGGAGAGCGCUCUGAGCUGCACGCAGAAGCUGGUGGGGUCUAAUGGUUGGAAACAGCCCCUGUUUCAGGGGUUGUCUCAUUUCUGAAAAACUUCUGCUGACCUGAGAAUUACUCUUUGGAUGUUGAUCAAGGAACAAAUGACCAAGCUUUCAGAAGUGUUGUAUUUUUUUAAAUGUUUCUUGAAGAGCAGAUUGGAGUGCUACAUGGACAACUUCUCUGUUUGAACAGGUCUCAGCCUAGUUUGAAUCAGCAAAGGAAAAAAGACGAGUUCUGUAUUAAUUUGUGUUCACUGUUGUAAUGGGAAUAUAUUUUCAGGCUCUUGUGAAGUGAUACCAAUUCUUACAGGUGAAGCUGUUCAACUUUUGUAAAUACCCUGCUGCACCUCCUCCUGCUUCUUUGCCUCCUACUAUGCAAAUCCAGAUUUCGUAUUUGGAGUGUGUGGAGAUGGCUCCACAGGAGAAAAGGCUUUUGGUUUUAGCUUUUUGCUACAGAUUAUGAGAUUUAUUAGAAAUAUGUCCUCUUGGCACUGUAAAGACUGUACACAGUCAGAAGUCUUACUUGGUGUAUCUCUACUCUCAAGAUUUCAGGGUUAAUCAUCCCCCCCAGCUGAGGGGAGACUGUGACAGAGGCUCUGGUUGUGCUCUGAGGUUUUUGUUGGCAUUUAGAGAGGAAAACCGUAAUUUUUUUAGAUUCUUACUGGAUGUGUUAAUCACUUGGAUGACAGGUGAGUUGUGAUGACCACAAACUUUGUGGUACCUGCCAAUGGCAGCAGCAAAGGUUUGUUCAUCAAGAUCUGCCAACUGAUGGGUCGAUGGAUGCAGAUUAUUAAAGAUCUCUUAAGAUCUUAAAACAGAAGGAUUUUUGUGCUUUGCCUUCAUAGGAGCAAAUCGAGGUUUCUAGCCACUGUUGAAAAUAACUGUUGGGACUUCCAGGAUGGAGACAAGAUUGGGCUUUGCACUUCUGGGUUUCCACGCCAUCUUUGACUUCAUAAUUGCUUUAAUGGAAGUGAAGUGCCUUCUUCGUUGGGAAAUUACAUCAGUUUUUAUAGAAUAACGCUGUAAACCUUUCUUUGGUAUUUGCUCUGAUAGGUAACACUAGUACAAGUGAAGUUUACACUUUCUGUGGCUGUGUUGUAUUUUUUUGUUUGGGUUGUUCCCCUCCCCCUGGC